AUGUUCUCCACGCGGUUCCUGUGCCAGCACUGCCAACAGCCCCUGAAGCUCAGACAGAGCUCGGGGACGGUCUGCUCGGCGCAGGAGGAGCCAGGAGGCACCGAGGCAGACAGUGGCAGCUCCACCGAGCCGGAAGCUAGUGGAGGGCCCCCGGCAGGUGCCCCCAGCAGCCCCCGUGAGCCCACGGACGGUAGGAUGAUGCAGCCAAGUGCAGCCCACUUCACGCUGGUGGGCAGGUUCCCCUCCAAGAAAACUCUGGGCCACAUCCAGAAGACCCAUGCCCACAUUUUCGACGUCAUCUCCGACCUGGAGGGCGUGGACCGUGCCCUGUGUACGGAGUGCACCGACUGCCUCCUGGAGCAGCUGGACAGGCAGCUGGCACAGGCCCAACUCGACUGCCAGACCUACAGGCGCUGCCUGGAGCUCGGGCCACAGGGGAGCGAGGCCGAGGGGGCGGCCCUGCAGUCCGAGCUGUGGGGCCUGAUGCUGGAGGAGGCCAGGCUGGUCCGGGAGCUGGGGAACCUGGACCGGAGCCACGCCAAGGUCGCGGCCCACCUGACCAUAGCCCAGGCCGAGAAUGCCGAGCUGACCCAGCAGGACGCGCAGCACGUGAGGGACCUCAGGGCCUUGCAGUGGCAGCAGCAGGAGCUAUCGGACCAGCUGAGCAGCCUGGGCAACCAGCUGAGCUAUGCCCAGCUGCAGACGCGGGCGCUGAGGGCCACCGACAUCUUCAAAGCCACCUUUGAGAUCUCGGAGGACGGGCCCUUGGGCGUCAUCAACGGCUUCAGGUUGGGCCGCCUUCCCGGAGUCCCCGUGGGCUGGGGCGAGAUCAACGCGGCCUGGGGACAGGCGGCUCUGCUGCUGCUGGCCCUGUCCAAAGCCGUCGGGCUGCAGUUCCAGCGGUACCGCCUGGUGGCCUGCGGGAGCCGCUCCUACCUGAAGUCCCUGACAGGCGAUGGCGAGGAGCUGCCCUUGGCCUCUGAAGGGAGGGACAACGUCUUCCUGGACAACAAGUUCGACCGCGCCAUGCUGGCCUUCCUGGAUUGCCUGCAGCAGUUCCAGCAGGAGGCCGGGCGCUCCGGGCUGCGCGUGCCCUACACGGUGCACGCGCAGGGGGGGCUGCUGGGGGACGGCGUGGGCCCCACGGGGCCCUACUCGGUGCGCACGCACCUCAACACGGAGGAGCAGUGGACCGCGGCGCUCAGGCGCAUGCUCAGCAACCUGAAGUCCUGCCUGGCCUGGGCCUCCCAAAGGUACUGUCCCAAGUGA
This is a messenger RNA of Heterocephalus glaber (naked mole-rat), 1269 nucleotides long. NCBI's taxonomy places the organism in Eukaryota, Metazoa, Chordata, Mammalia, Rodentia, Bathyergidae. The record is from RefSeq and is a predicted model, not a curated record.